Molecule: messenger RNA, 1077 nt
Organism: Plasmodium vivax (malaria parasite P. vivax)
Lineage: Eukaryota; Apicomplexa; Aconoidasida; Haemosporida; Plasmodiidae
Exons: 1
Coding region: 1-1077 (358 amino acids)
Biological process (GO): protein folding
Cellular component (GO): cytoplasm
Source: RefSeq, a predicted model, not a curated record
AUGUCGACGACGAACCCCACGGGGGAGACCACCGAGUGGGACGACCUGCAAAGGAAGUACGGCAAUUUGCCCCCCCUGGAGAAGGAGGUGAAGGAGGAAGAAAUCUACCUGAGCAAUUUGGAAAAACUGCAGAAAAUCAACCCGCUGGAGAGAAAGAACCUGCACGAGCUGACCUUGCUGGAGGAGAGCUGCGUCGACGAGGAGUACCUCAAAAUUAUUGAGAGGUACAAAGCGAAUCGGAUGAACGAAAUAAACAGAAGUAGGUUGCUCGACGUGUUUGGCGAAGUGUACGAAAUUUCGAAGGACAACUUCCUGUGCGAGGUGAACGAGGCCAGUAGGAGGAAGAACCCCCUGGGAGAGCAGGGCGGCCGAUCGGUGGAAAGCACCCGGGGGAAUGAGGAUUUAGAAGAUGAAGAAGAAGCAGCCGCAUCGGCAUUCGCAUCCGCAUCGGCCGGCGCACCCGUGGAAGACGCAGACGGCACGCACGUCGUGGUACACCUUUACUCGGACAACGUCCUCGCAUGCAAAGUGCUCAAUAACGUCCUAAGCCAGAUGGCCAAAAAACACAAAUACGUCAAAUUCACCAAAGGGGUGUAUAACCGAAUUGUAGAAAAUUUUCCCGAGUUUAAGUUGCCCACUCUCCUCAUUUAUUAUAAUGGUGCAUGCAUACAUCAAAUUUGUGACCUGAUGAGUAGCAUACGGGGAGGGGUAAAGAACUUGACUUUGAAGACGUUUGAGCAGUUGAUGGCUAAAUAUAACAUUUUGAGGUACCCCCCAAGUUGGAUGCACAGCGGACAGAGUCUCAGUGACCACACGAUUGAUGGUAGUGAGGAGGAGAGUGAGGAUGGGGGUCGGUACGCUGAGCGGGGGAGCGAUGGGCUUCGUGAUGGCACCAGUCGCACCGAUCGCUAUGCCGAGAAAGGCUCUCGCGUUAGAACGCAUAAGCAGUACACUUCUUUUAAUAUGUUUCGUAGGAAGAAUACAAAUGGGGACUACUCCUCCGACGAGGGGGGGUGGAAAUCCAGGGGCUACGCCUCCUCCAUGCUCGACCGGAAGGUUAGUCAAAGUGAGUUAUAG